Drosophila navojoa is the source of this 1084-nucleotide messenger RNA. Its product is annotated as E3 ubiquitin ligase Rnf121. Gene Ontology annotation, biological process: ERAD pathway. Gene Ontology annotation, cellular component: Golgi membrane; endoplasmic reticulum membrane. The record is from RefSeq and is a predicted model, not a curated record. NCBI's taxonomy places the organism in Eukaryota, Metazoa, Arthropoda, Insecta, Diptera, Drosophilidae. Gene Ontology annotation, molecular function: metal ion binding; ubiquitin protein ligase activity.
AUGCAUCAGCAGCACAUGGAUCUCCAUGCCGCAGUGGACCUCAACAAGUCCCUGGAUGAAAUGACGCCGGAGGAGCGAAUGCGGGCCGAUCACCAGUUGAUGAUUGAGAAACACAAGGGCCAUGAUGCUAUGCACUCAGAAAUGGUUAUCAUAUUGUUUGUGACUUUAGUCAUUGCCCAAAUUAUAUUGGUCGAAUGGAAGAAGCGGCACUACAGAUCCUAUGCAUUUGUCACACUGCUGGCCAUGUGGCUAAUCCCGCUAGUUAUCUCCUGCAGCUUUCUCUGGGUACGAUUCAUUAUUAUCUGGCUGAUAUUCACCUGCAUUACGGCGCUAGUAAUGCGCCGGGCCACAACAAAACCCAUACAGGGCACAACGCCCAGGCUCGUUUAUAAGUGGUUUUACUUUAUCUACAAAUUGAGCUAUGGCCUCGGCAUUAUUGGCUAUCUGGUCAUAAUGGCCGCCUUUUUUGGCAUGAACUAUAUAUUUUCACAGCCGCCCAAUAUAUGGAUGGAUGUGGGUCUCAUGUUCUGUUUCUAUGGCCUCUAUAUUGGCGUACUGGGUCGCGAUAUAUCCGAAAUAUGUUCAGAUAAAAUGGCAGCAGCCAUAGGUUACUACACGCCGCAGGGCAUGCCCACACGACAUCUGGACCAGAAUGUGUGUGCCGUGUGUGGCAAUCAGUUGCUGGUCUCUGAAAAGGAAGAGGGUGUCAUCGAGAACACCUACAAGUUGUCGUGCAAUCAUGUGUUCCAUGAGUUCUGCAUACGAGGCUGGUGCAUUGUGGGCAAGAAACAGACGUGUCCCUACUGCAAGGAGAAGGUCGAUUUACAGAAAAUGUUUCGCAAUCCUUGGGAGAAACCUCAUGUACUCUAUGGCAGGCUACUGGAUUGGAUUCGAUGGCUCGUCGCAUGGCAGCCGCUCAUAUUCUUCAUAGUACAAGGCAUCAAUUGGAUGCUGGGCCUAGAAUAGGCGAACAAAACUAACUGUCCAAUGGCGUCUAGUCCAGCACAUCGAUUGCCUAACACCCAAUGUGCUUUACACUAACCAAAACAACCAAACAACCAAGCACCAACAAGACCAACUAUUG